AUUGUGCUCGGCCCAGACCGCUGACUGUGUGCAAACUUGUCUAAUUUGUUUCACUUUGCUGCUGUCUUUACAGCUUCUGCUAAGAUUUCCUCUGCCUGCACCUUAUAUUUGUUGUGUUUAUCGAGUCCUGGCCUGUCUCUGCCUCGUUGCAGACAAAUGGACACAAGUACUGGUUGCUGUUGGUUUGUUUGGUUUGCUCAGUCUGAGCGUGCACGCCAAAAGCUGAUGCAUCUUGCAACCAUUCGCCAGACUUCCCACUACUGCUGCAACGCCGACGUGUGAAGAUCAACCCACACAGCAGCAUGCGUCGCCAUCGGAGGAUGUGGUGCGAAUCGUUGACGUGAACUGGAUGCAAUGGCGCCUGCAUUUCUGUUCGCCUAUCCCUGAUGCUACAACAUUUUCAGUCCCCUUACAAGCCAUCAUUCACCAGGAACUUGAAAACAUUGGCUUACGUUCCGUCUGUGCUGUUGCCAAUCCCAGAGCUAACAAACGCCCUUCUACUAGACGAGAGUCUACCAGAAGAGCACAGAAGAACCCUUGGUCUCGGCCCGAAAUUCGCCCACGAGCCAAGCUUCGCCCCGGCGGAGAAGGUCACUACGGCUAGGACAGUCACCCAUCGGGGGACCGACGAAGAAAGACCACGCUUCAUAGCAGAGUGUGUGGACGCGCUGGGACGAUUAGGAGAGAGGCCCUCGAAAAAUAAGACUGCAAACAAUUGUGUAGAUUAUGCUGUGAGUAGAAACCUUCAUAUUUUGACCUCUGAUAAGGAAGGCUUUUUUUGUUGUAGUGCCAGAGAAUAUUUUCUGCAAAAAAGCGCGAGAUGCAAUAGAAAACAAUUUCAGAGCAAUAGAUCUGAAGCCCGCUGAAGUUAAGGAGCACGCACUGUCGCUGCUGCACAACCACAACCUAGAGCAACUAGCUUCAUCAGUAAAAAAGGCUAAAAAUCUUAAUUUGGACAUAUUCUUCGCAGCAAAGACCCACAAACCGGACAUUCCAUUUCGAGCAAUAGUCACGGAAAACGAUACUUGGCAGCGGGUGGUCUUGGGAUACUUACAAAGGCAUUUGCAAUCAUUGGUGAUCAGAGAUCCGUUUGUGGUAAAAAACUCGGAUGAUCUUAUCAGCUUCCUCAUUCAAUCUAAUCCUGGUAAUUGUAAUAUUUUCAGCAUCGAUGUUCAAGACCUGUACUAUAACGUUCCACAUGACGAACUAAUGAUAAGCGUUAAACUUUGUAUCACCGAGGACAAUGACGAGCUUAAAUUUUCUAGCAGCUGUGGUGUAUCUGUCAGCAGUUUUCUCGAGAUUCUCUCUUUUUAUUUAGCUUCAACCGUUGUUGAAUGGAAAGGAAAUUUAUACCGACAAAAAUCUGGCAUUUGCAUUGGCUCCAAGGUUGCACCGGUACUAACUAACAUUUUCCUAGGUAGCGUAGACAGAAAUAUAGAAAGUAACCUAGAUGACCGAACAUUGAAAGUGUUAAGAUAUGUUGAUGAUUUGCUCAUCUUUGUGAAGAGUACUAAUCUCCAACAAAUGAUUCAUAAUAUACUUCAAGUAUUCCACAAAUGUGACUCAGGACUGGUUUUCACACAUGAAGUGCCGGAUAAGAACGAAUUACAAUUUUUAGAUACGAGGCUCAACUUAACUGAUACGCAUGUGUGCUGGAUGUAUUGCCCAAGGUCAGAAAAACCAAUUUUAAAUUUUCCCUCCGCACAUUCCAAGGUUGUAAAAAAUGGCAUUGCGUUUUCGGUUUUAUUUUCCGCACUUUCGAAAUCGUGUUUUCACAAGACGUCUAAGAGUUUCUUAACACAACUGGAGCGUUUGAGAGCGGCAGGUUUUCGAGAGGAUGCUAUCCGCAUGACAGUACAGAAGCUGGUUAAACGUGUGAAAUUACGAGCACCCUCAAGAAUGAAUAAUCCAGAGCCUGCUGACAAGAAGAAAAAACUGGUUGUAAUUCCAUAUGUGCAUAAACUAUCCCAUAAUCUCAGGAAUGUAGCAGGCAGAUUUGAUAUAAAGGUUGUUUUUUCUUCCCCUAACAAGUUGAUCAAAAUUUGUGGUAAGAUCGAUAGGAAAUUGGCCCAGGCUGCCUCCACUCAUGCUGGGAAAGGCUGUACUGUUAAGCAUACGUCCCCGUUUGUGCACUGUAGAAUGGGAGUUGUUUACGAACUUCCAUUUUCCUGCGGUCACGUAUAUAUCGGUCAAACAGGUCGUUGCCUCAAUAUUAGAUUGUCUGAACAUAGGCGCUCACUAACGGGUAAUGCCUACUCGCAUGUCGCGCGCCAUUGCUCUGAGCAUCGCUGCACUCCAAUAUAUAAAGACACCACAAUACUUUCCACGCACAAAAAUCAGACUACGAGGGAGAUAAUUGAGGCCUUCUAUAUCAGAAAAAAAGGGUAGCGCUGUGUAAGCAUGCCAUCGAUAAAUUUGCAUGAUAGUGAAUUUGAAUUUUUAAGCAGCUUCAUAACGUAGCAUUAGAUUAAAUGGUUUUGUGUGUUUUUUUGCCUGCGCACUGAUAAUGACGCCAUGGAUGGGAGAGCACGUGGCUAUGGGUUGUGUACUUAAGUGUAUGUAUGCCUUCGAAUAAAGUUAGUUGUGAGUUCAGCACUGUCCUGUGUGUUCCUGCCUUCUGUCGUCGGUUUUUUUGCGCUGCCCCUUUGAGGAUGUAGGAGACCUUGUCGGACUCAGUCAUGUGUGCGUCAACUUUGCGGCACAGAGCCAAGAGGUCCUGAAUGUACAUGACGUAGGGCUCCGUUGACAUCUGCACACGGCCGGAAAGCGCCUUCUGCGCGGCAAGCUUGUGACCGUAGGGAUUGCCGAACAAGUCUUGGAGCUUUUGCUUGAGCGAAUCCCAACUGGUGAGCUCAUCUUCGUGCGUCCGAUACCAAACUCGAGGUGUGCCACCGAGGUAAAAGACUACGUUGGCGAGCAUGAUAGUAGGGUCCCACCGGUUAUUGCGGCUGAUGUGUUCGUAUAGGCUGAUCCAGUCCUCGAUGUCUUCCCCAUCUUUUCCCGAGAAUACGCCAGGAUCACGGGGAGCGGGGAGAGUGAUGUAGGUCGUCGAAGUGGCAGCAGGUGUCGGAGCCGGCGGAGUCGAGUUGUCGUCGCCGGGAGCCAUGAAGGAAGGCUCGACGUACCGUCCACUGCGAAGCUCCGUGACGAGGUACAGGGAACGUCCACCUCCACCAGAUAUGUUACGUAGGAAGACACCAACGAAAAGCUAUUUACAAGGCAAUAUGCCGCAGCAGGCCAAGAGGCAACAGCCCGCGCUAGCUUCCAAUCGUCGUCGUCGUCUUCUUACUGCUCGGCUCUUUGUCAUUGGAAAUACUAUCCCGUAGCAAUAUUGCCGUGCUUAGUAACUCAGGGGACCAAUCGCAAUGCAUGCUCACUGACCCGGACAGGCAAAGCAGAAUGGUAGGUCUGAAAAUUAAUCUGCAGAAAACUAAAGUAAUUUUUAACAGUCUCGGAAGAGAACAGCAGUUUACGAUAGGUAUAGCAAGGCACUGGAAGUGGUAAGGGAAUACAUCUACUUAGGGGAGGCAGUGACCGCGGAUCCGGAUCAUGAGACCAAAAUAAUCAGAAGAAUAAGAAUGGGCUGAGGUGCGUUUGGAAGGCAUUCUCAGAUUAUGAACACCAGGUUGCCAUUAUCCCUCAAGAGAAAAGUGUAUAACUGGUGUGUCUUACCAGUACUCGCCUACGGUGCAGAAACCUGGAGGCUUACAAAAAUGGUUCUACUUAAACUGAGGAUGACACAUCGAGCUAUGGAAAGCAGAAUGACGGGUGUAACGUUAAGGGGAUAAGAUGAGAGUGCAUUGGGUGAGGGAACAAACGCGAGUUAAUGGUAUCUUACUUGAAAUAAAGAAAAAUGGGCAUGGGCAGGGCAUGUAAUGAGGAGGGAAGAUAACCGACGGUCAUUAAGCGUUAUGGACUGGAUUCCAAGAGAGGGGAGGCGUAGCAGGGGGCGGCAGAAAGUUAGGUAUGCGGAUGAGAUUAAGAAGUUUGCAGGGACAGCAUGGCCACAAUUAGCGCAUGACCGGGGUAGUUGCUGUUUAUUCAAGCAUUUUGCAAAUGCGGCUCGCUUUUAAGCCCCCCUUCUUAUGUCUAAAAAAAAACAGAAAUGAACAUCCAGUAUUUUUUAACUUUCACUAAGCUUAUCAUAUAGCUCAGUGUUAACAUACAGUAUUUACAGGUGAGGUUACAGAAAGCAGCAAUAAUUGACAGUAAACACUGCUUGGGUGGUGAAAAACAUGGGAAUCAGGUCAUUUUAUUUUUGACAACCUUUUUUGGCAUAGGAGGCUAAGCAAAUGGUGAUGUAGCAACACUGUAAAGACUGAAUAGGAUGGAUGUGGAAUGCCUUGAUGACUUCUCUUUCUGUUUGAUUUUGCCUUCGAAAGGAAUUUAUUCUCUUCCAGGUAAGGGAGGCAGCUUUUGCAACUGCAACAGAACAUCGGUGGAUGUUGUGUGAAGCACUUUUUCCAUGCUUUUCCACUACCUGAGCAAGGUAACUUUCUUGGUGCUUCAUCACGCAAUGUAUAUAGUCAACGUCCAUUAAUUCUACCCUCACGAGACUCACGGGUCGAAUUAAGAUGCAAAAACCUGCUGAAGCACCGUUGAUUCAUUUGGCAAUAGUAUGUGCUUGAGUAACAUGCCUCUGAAACGAGCGUGCAUCAAAUUUCUAUUUGUCCACAGUAGAAAUGACUUAACUCCACACCAAAGUAGAAACCUACGCAUACCUGAUUUUUUAGAAUGGCAGCUGAUUUUCUAAAGCCAGCUUCGCCGUAUUACAGCCAUGAUAUGCGGUAAAGCAUAUGAAUGCUACAACCAUGGUUUUAGUUACGCAAUCGAUUGCACAGCUAGGCAAUGUUCGUCUCAAUGCCCUUCGAAAACAAAAAGUGUUCGUUAGAAUCAGAUAAGUACCACAAUCGGACAUUGUCAGCUACCGUUACUGCUUGAAAAUCUUUCUCGGGUGGGUCAAAAAUAGGCAUUUCAGAGAGGAGAUGGCAUUUGUUUAACACAUCCGGCGAAUGCCAGUUUUAAGAUCGAAGUAAUUAAUGUUUGAUCCCAUAGAAAUGCAUGGGCGUCGACCAGGAUCGAAUUAACUGAAAAAAUUAAAUGAAGCAGAGUCAGAUUAUUGGAAGUUUACUGUACACCCUUUUCUGUUCUCGAAGAAGUUGCCAUUUUAAUAUGUAGUUUUCUUCUAUCAGUGUGGCAAUGGUGCUAAAUUUAGCAUUUGUUUGAAUCAUCCAUUGUUCCAAGGACAAGCUACAAAGUAGGGGCACACUUUGAGACUUGAAACAUUUCCACAUAUAAAGGCAGGGCAUGUUAACAUCUGUACAAUUAACAUAAGUUGCCUGUAUUGUCUGCAUAGCAUGUGGUUGCUUUUUUUGGAAUGUGGUCUUUCUGUAAAACAAAGUUGCAUUUGUUUCAAAUAAAUUGCUGAACUAUU
Molecule: messenger RNA, 5434 nt
Organism: Dermacentor andersoni
Lineage: Eukaryota; Metazoa; Arthropoda; Arachnida; Ixodida; Ixodidae
Source: RefSeq, a predicted model, not a curated record